Molecule: messenger RNA, 1544 nt
Organism: Ciona intestinalis (vase tunicate)
Lineage: Eukaryota; Metazoa; Chordata; Ascidiacea; Phlebobranchia; Cionidae
Source: RefSeq, a predicted model, not a curated record
GGCAAGCCGAAAAAUUAUGCACUAAAAUGAACCAUAAAGAACUAAACCCGGUAAAGUUCCUGUGCGUGCCAGCAUAAUGUACGUUCUUCAUGGUUGCGUUUGUUUAAAUCGAUAAGGUUGUGAACAAAGAGAAAAGAGUUUCGAAAAUGAUGAAAUCCCCGACAGCAAGACUAGUUUUUCUACAACACACAUGGAUAACCAUAGACCUGGCAUAUGGUACAGAGAAACGGCAAGAACAAAAGCGAGAGAAGGAUAUAUAUUUUAAAACGUCGCUACUACCUUUCAUUAACAAGUUUACCGAUCAGCAGCGUCGUCACAGUUUACAUUUAUUAUUGCAAUAUGUUGACUGAAGAACAACUCAGAAUGUUACGAAGCGCAGUGUUUUACGAUCCAAGUAAAGUUCCAAAUGAUCUACCCCCGUUUGAUGUGACUGCUGAGGACAUCAGUAUUGAGCAAUUAAAAAAAUUGAAUGAACGCCUGCGCAAAUUUUCAAAAAAUUUACUAUUUGAUAAAUAUACCUUCAUCAAAGAAUGCGACAUCGGUUCACUUACUGGGAAGCAAAUCUUGCAGUUGUUCAUGAAAAUAUUGAACGAACCGGAAAACUAUCAAGCUGGGAAUUGUCUUUUAUUCUCCAUUGACGGAAAAACUGAAAUUGCUUGUGGCAUCGAAGGUACAGGGUAUUUAAUGGUUCGAAAGUGUAAGCGAAAGGACUGCGAUAAAAAAAUGUACGAAAAGAUAUUUGACGACGAAGAAUUUGCUAAUUAUCCACAAGCCCGCGAUAAACAUUGGUCAAAGAAUUUCGAUCCAAAAAAAAUAGAAGGGAUACGUAAACAAGUAUCAGAUCAACUAAAAAAGUUUCUAAACAGCUCCGUGGAAAGUUGCGAACCAUGUUACCGAUGUCCCUUUCUGCGUAUGCUUGAGAAAAUAGCAAAGUUGGAAGUAAAUAGAGAUGGAAUGCUGGAGGAAAUCAUACAACUACAUCAGGUUCCAGUUGCAGCUUGCGUUAAGUUAGCUGUAGAUUCUCAACAAACUGGAAAGCUACAACAAGUGUUUGGAUCGCGUGGUGUUCACGAUGACAUUAAAGUUAAAAUCAAACGAAAAUACGCGGCAGAGCACGGUGUCGAAAUAUCUGAUGAUGAGUUGUUACAGCGCACACUGAAGAAAAAGAAACGAUUGAGAAUCAAAGCGGCUAAACAAAUUAUACAAAGUUCUUUCGUGGAACAGAAUGAAAAUGGAAGUUACAACGAUGACGUCAUUAAGCAAGUGGCAAAAGAUGUGAGAGAAUUCUUCAUGUGAUUUGGUGGUAGAAGAGAAGAAACGUUCAGUUAAAUUAAUCAACUAUAUAACUUGUAUUAUAGCACAAUAUUAGUAGUUCAUCAAUGUAUACGUUUAAAAUACUGUUUGAUUUAAACGGGUUUCGUCAAUUUAAUUGUUUUAGGGAUUUGAAUAUAUCUGUGUGAUAUUUUUCAACGAUCUUCCAGUCGUAAAUGAAUCGACUUUUGUUCGUGAAGCAUAUUGUAAAUAAACACAAUGUAAAUAAAGUA